Molecule: messenger RNA, 435 nt
Organism: Cylindrotheca closterium
Lineage: Eukaryota; Bacillariophyta; Bacillariophyceae; Bacillariales; Bacillariaceae
Source: the annotation of a GenBank genome assembly
AUGAAAAGAGCCUCCCUCGAACAAGAACUAAUUCAGCAACACAGUUGCACUUGGAGUGUGGCGCACAGUGCCUUGAUGCAAGCCAAGGUUGAGCUCGGAUAUGAUUACACCAUCAAGAUGAAAUCGUUGCGACCAGACGUCCGACAAUCGAUUGUCCAAGCUGCCAGCGAAUUCAUUGUCGUCGGAACCACCAACAAGAGCCAGCAAGAUCAUGCAGAAAGUAAUAGUCGGUUCACAGACGAGUCGUCUCAAGUUCCCUUGGGUGUGAGUCGUACAUUAUUAGCACCCAAUACUCCUACGAGUAAGCGACCUGUGGGUUUGAAGUUCCAUUCGCUAUUGGACCCAACAACAACAACAACAGCACCUAUUAUAUCUGGUAGGAAGGUUGCUAUGACACCACGGAUCCAACCAUGUAUAAGGCGAAGGUUUAGUUAG